Molecule: messenger RNA, 761 nt
Organism: Mycena citricolor
Lineage: Eukaryota; Fungi; Basidiomycota; Agaricomycetes; Agaricales; Mycenaceae
Source: the annotation of a GenBank genome assembly
GAAUCCAAGUCUAUCUUCGUCUCGUGCCGCGCCAGCACAGCUGGACCUGAUUUGCGCCCGCAAUGUGGCAUGCUUUCUCGCGUUGCGUGUCAGCGUUUGGCAUUUGGAAGUGCCAAGUGCUGACCGUGCCAAACGUAUGUAUCGAGAGUUCUAUUCACGGAUGCAGCCCGCAAUCUGAUACAUGGGAAAUCAAGAUUCUGCAUCACAGCUCCACUUGCCCAGACGCGGCUGCAGGAUGAGUUGCCGAUCCGGGAAACAGGCAGCCACGUCCGCGUUUAUUUUAAUCAGCCGAAUCGAAACAUCUGAAGACUGAUAGGUACGGUUGGAUUCGUUCGCCCUCGAGUUUCAGACAGCUCAGGGUCCUCCCAUUUGUGCGAAGCGUCACGGAGACAUGUCCGGAAUCUCCGACCGUGCUGUCAGCCAAGGUGAACACGGCUGCUUCCCGAGUUACUCCCAUCAUCCCAUCUUCAAGAGAUAGUUGCCGUCCCUGCCCUAUGACCUCUUUUUUGUGCGCACGCAACAAAUUACAGCCGUCCAGCUGUCAAUCCGUUUUCGGGAACUUGCCUACUUUGAAUGCGGUCCAGUCAAAUGUCGGAAUGCCAGAAUGUUGCGGCACCGACACAAUACUAUCUUAGUGCGCAAAAUGAGUUUUACGGGUGUUAGUUCGGGCUUCGGCUAGGAUAUCAGCAAAUUCGAAUGAUGACGCAAGUUUGGUUUACGUGACUUAUUUACUCGCUUAGUUGGAUCUCCCCUGUUUUCCC